GUGUUGGUGUUGAGAAGACGACACACUUCUCCUUUAAGAGGGGAAUAUCCACUUUGGUUUUCCAGUGCAGAUUCUCUCUAUAAAGGACUUUAAAGGAUCAUGUCAGUCGUGAUCUCUAACCUGGAGAUUUAAAAACGUGUGUGUUUCCUCUGGGUUCGGCCCGUCGCCUGUUAUUGAGGCUCGACACACGAUCAGUGAUGAAUAAUUAACCCAGAGAUCAGCUGGAGUGAAAGUUUAUUCAGAUCUUGUGUGAGACACACGUGAGCGUCUCGGUUUGAUCUCGGAUGAAGCUCUGUGAUGUAACCGGAGGAGAAGCAGCGCCUGUAAUCUGGGAUCUCUUUACAACACAGAAAGAAAACUAUCAACACUUUCAUUGCUAGUGUAUGAAAGCACAAUCUAAUUUUUCCACUUCUCCAAAGAUAUUGCAGUGAUUGUGGAUUUUGUUUCAUCACUGUGGAAUAUGGUCUCAGCGUAGCUCUAUGUCAUGGCCUGCAGUGUCGCUAAAGCAGGUCCUACUAAUGGCUUCCCGAUGAAAGCACAGCUGCAGAUCAUGGUGAUCUCUGCCAAACUCAAGGACAACAAGAAGAACUGGUUCGGGCCGAAUCCGUACGUGGAGGUGUCUGUGGACGGCCAGUCCAAGAAGACGGAGAAAUGCACCAACACAAACUCGCCCAAGUGGAAGCAGUCGCUCACUGUGAUCGUCACUCCGUUCAGCAAGCUGAUCUUCCGUGUUUGGAGUCACCAGACGCUGAAGUCUGACGUUCUGCUGGGCGUGGCCACACUCGACGUCAGCGAGACGCUCAAGUCACAUGACAUGAAGAUCUGCGAGGUUGUGCAGACGCUGCAGUUGUGCGCAGACCAAGAUCAGGCCGAUAACAUUGGCGAUCUGUCCGUGUGUUUGGACGGUCUGCAAGUGGAUCCCGAUCUUUUCCAAUCGGUCGAGGCCAACAACCAGAAUACUUUAAAUGGCGAGUUGGAGCUUAACGAAGACUCCAGCAGAAGUAGCAGAGAUCCGUCCCCAACGGUCUCGGACGGUCAGGAUCGACCGUCUGCUCCUAACGGUCGUGUGAAUGGUUUGGACUCUCCGUCAGGGUCAGCAAGAGGGUCACGCGCCCCGAGACCCCCACGACCCUCGCGACCUCCCCCGCCGACCCCACGCAGACCCACGUCCUCCCCAGCUUCCUCCACUGGUUCAAUUCCUGACGGCAGCGAUUCGUCUCGUUCAGACACUCCAGUUCGUAAUCCCUCUGGGGGAGGAGCCUCCGAGUCUAGCCCCGCCCCCACAGUGGACCAGCCUGGCAGGACGGCUCUCGGUGUGGUUCCCGCUCCCAGCAGGAUUCCCAGCAUCGUCAACACCGGACCUCUGCCGCCCGGUUGGGAGCAGCGUGUCGAUCAGAACGGGCGUCUGUAUUUUGUCGACCAUGUGGAGAAGAGGACGACUUGGGAAAGACCGGAGCCUCUGCCCACAGGCUGGGAGCGGCGCGUGGAUCAGAUGGGACGGGUGUAUUUUGUGGACCACAUUACCAGAACCACCACGUGGCAGCGGCCCACGAUGGAGACGGUGCGAAACUACGAGCAGUGGCAGCACCAGCGCAGUCAACUACAGGGAGCCAUGCAGCAGUUCAACCAAAGGUUCAUCGUCGGGCUGCAGGAUCAGGCCACAGCCACCCAGAAUAAGGAGUUUGACCCGCUGGGACCUCUGCCACACGGAUGGGAGAAGAGAACGGACUCUACUGGCAGAGUUUAUUUCGUUCAUCACCCGACCAGAGCGACGCAGUGGGAGGAUCCGCGCACUCAAGGUUUGCUGAAUGAGAAGGCGCUGCCUGAAGGUUGGGAGAUGAGGUUUACGGUCGAUGGCAUCCCUUACUUCGUAGAUCACAACCGGAGAACCACCACUUACAUCGACCCACGGACUGGGAAGUCCUCCCUUGAGAACGGUCCUCAAAUCACAUACGUACGAGACUUCAAAGCCAAAGUUCAGUACUUCAGAUUCUGGUGUCAGCAAUUAGCGAUGCCACAGCACAUAAAGAUCAACGUCGGCCGCAAAACGCUGUUUGAAGACUCGUUCCAGCAGAUCAUGAGUUUCAGCGCUCAAGAUCUGCGCCGCAGGCUGUGGAUCAUCUUCCCCGGGGAGGAGGGGCUCGACUACGGAGGCGUGGCAAGGCAGUGGUUCUUCCUGUUAUCUCACGAGGUGUUGAACCCCAUGUACUGCCUGUUCGAGUACGCUGGCAAAGACAACUACUGCCUCCAGAUAAACCCCGCCUCCUACAUCAACCCCGACCACCUCAAAUACUUCAAGUUCAUUGGACGCUUCAUCGCCAUGGCCUUGUUUCAUGGGAAAUUCAUCGACACGGGCUUCUCGUUGCCGUUCUACAAGCGCAUCUUGAACAAGCCGUGGGCUCUGAAAGACCUGGAGUCCAUUGACCCCGAGUUUUACAACUCCCUCAUCUGGAUCAAGGAUAAUAACAUCGAGGAGUGUGGCCUGGAGAUGUAUUUCUCUGUGGAUAAGGAGAUCCUGGGUGAGGUUUCCACUCACGAGCUGAAGCCGGACGGCGGGAACGUCCAGGUCACGGAGGAGAACAAGGAGGAGUACAUCAGGCUGGUGGCGGAGUGGCGGCUGUCUCGUGGUGUCGAGGAACAAACUCAAGCAUUCUUUGAAGGAUUUAAUGAGGUUCUUCCACAGCAGUACCUGCAGUAUUUCGAUGCCAAAGAGUUGGAGGUGAUGUUGUGUGGCAUGCAAGAAAUCGAUCUGAAUGACUGGCAGAGGAACAGCAUCUACAGACACUACACCACGUCCAGUAAACAGAUCCUGUGGUUCUGGCAGUUUAUUAAAGAGAUGGACAAUGAGAAGCGCAUGAGACUGCUGCAGUUCGUCACCGGUACCUGCCGCCUGCCUGUCGGAGGAUUCGCAGACCUGAUGGGGAGUAACGGAGCGCAGAAGUUCUGCAUCGAGAAGGUCGGGAAGGAGAACUGGCUUCCCCGAAGCCACACAUGUUUCAAUCGUCUGGAUCUUCCUCCGUACCGAAGCUACGAGCAGCUGAAGGAGAAGCUGAUGUUUGCCAUCGAGGAGACGGAAGGUUUCGGACAGGAGUGAGACGCUCACACACACACACACACA
Molecule: messenger RNA, 3118 nt
Organism: Rhinichthys klamathensis goyatoka
Lineage: Eukaryota; Metazoa; Chordata; Actinopteri; Cypriniformes; Leuciscidae
Gene: itchb
Product: itchy E3 ubiquitin protein ligase b
Exons: 24
Coding region: 485-3094 (869 amino acids)
Biological process (GO): protein K48-linked ubiquitination; ubiquitin-dependent protein catabolic process; protein K63-linked ubiquitination
Molecular function (GO): protein binding; ubiquitin protein ligase activity
Source: RefSeq, a predicted model, not a curated record